AUGAGUAAUACUUUUGAAAUGAGUGUGGUUGGUGAACUGACUUUCUUUUUAGGUCUCCAAGUGAAACAAUUUGAUGAUGGGAUUUUCAUAUCUCAAUCAAAAUAUGUAAAGGAGUUAGUUAUGAAAUUUGGUAUGAAAGAUUCAAAGCAUGUGCAAACUCCUAUCAGUACUUCAUCCAAAUUGGAUAGAGACUUUGAUCCUAACAAGGUUGAUCAUUUCUUGUAUAGGAGUAUGAUUGGUAAUUUGUCGUAUUUGGUAGCAACUAGGCCAGAUAUUUCAUUUAGUGUAGGUGUUUGUGCUAGGUAUCUAGCUAAUCCUAGAGAACAAUAUGUUUUUGCAGUCAAGCGAAUUAUUCGAUAUGUCAAUAGUACAUUGAAUUAUGGAUUGCGUUAUUAUUCUGAAUAUAACUCUGAGAUUGCAGGCUAUUCUGAUGCUGAUUGGGCUGGUAACAAGGAUGAUAGAAAAUGUACUUUAGGUGGUUGUUUCUAUGCUGGUACUAAUUUUGUUUCAUGGUAUAGCAAGAAACAAAAUUACAUACCUUUAUCAUUUUGUGAGGCUGAAUACAUUGCUACUGGAAAUCAUUGCACACAAUUGCUUUGGAUGAAAUAG
Molecule: messenger RNA, 609 nt
Organism: Cornus florida
Lineage: Eukaryota; Viridiplantae; Streptophyta; Magnoliopsida; Cornales; Cornaceae
Product: secreted RxLR effector protein 161-like
Exons: 1
Coding region: 1-609 (202 amino acids)
Source: RefSeq, a predicted model, not a curated record